UCGACCCUGACGGCUCUCCUUCGCCAGCUGCUAACCUACGGAUUCGUACUUCUUCGUUACGAUUAGAAUUUGCCAAAAUACCCCUUCCAUAAUCAUGGACACACUUAUUUGUGGUGCUGCCUUUGGCUCAGCUUUGACGGCGGCUGGAGUUCACCAGCCUUAUGUGAUUAUUUCGCAGCUUACUCUGGAUAACUUCCAUAUGGUGGAAUCUUUCCUGGCAGCAGGUGCUACCAGUCUAAUCGCCGUCACGGCUCUACAGCGCCUAGGCUACGUCAAACUCAAGCCAAGAUGUUACUCGACCAUAGGACUAUUCGGCAGCAUGGACGGGAACGUCAUAGGCGGCCUGACCCUCGGCGCGGGAAUGGCCCUGUCGGCAUCUUGCCCCGGUUCCGUCUUCGCCCAAGUAGGAGCUGGCGUCCGUUCCGGUGUCUUCACCCUCACCGGUGCUUUGAUAGGAGGUAUAUUCUGGACAGGCAUCCUGCGACCGAUAUGCCAACGUGGAAGGCCGCCUGUCACGAACAAGGUAAACGUCAAGGAUUUGACUAUUCACAAACAACUCCAAUGGUCCGAAAACGGCACGAUACUAGCGCUCGAGGCUAUGUUCGCUGCUAUUAUCGGCGUCGCGGUCCUUGCUUCGUCGCCCAAGUCCCAUGGCUUGGUUCAUCCCGUCAUUGGCGGUUUGUUGAUUGGAGGGGCGCAGUUGCUUUCUGCGGUUACUAGGAAGACGCUUCUGGGCACGUCGACGGCUUUUGAGGAAGUUGGGGAACACUUUUGGUGGUUGACGAGAGGUGGAAAUCUUGCCCAAAGGCCGCAGACGACGAAUAUGGUGUUUACCUCCGGCAUGGUACUCGGCGCUCUGGCACUCACUUUGACAGUACCGUCUGCAAAGGGCAUUUCUGACCUGCCGGUGAAUCCGUUGAGGGCGACUUUAGGGGGGUUCUUGCUGGCGUUGGGGAGUAGGAUGGCUGGGGGGUGUACAUCGGGGCACGGGAUUAGUGGACUGUCGCUUCUCUCCCUUUCUAGCUUUGUGUCGGUUGGGGCUAUGUUUACGGGGGCUAUAGGGGUUGCUAUGGUGCUGGCAUGAUUGAGAUUGGUCACGCCUUCGCAUUUACAGGGGUUACAUACUACGAUAGGCGUAAUGAGAUGUGGUGUUUGCGAUAUGGCUUGCCUCUCAAGGAUGGAGAGAAUG
This is a messenger RNA of Pseudomassariella vexata, 1189 nucleotides long. Its product is annotated as YeeE/YedE family protein. The record is from RefSeq and is a predicted model, not a curated record. The transcript is spliced from 3 exons. NCBI's taxonomy places the organism in Eukaryota, Fungi, Ascomycota, Sordariomycetes, Amphisphaeriales, Pseudomassariaceae. The coding region runs from base 95 to 1084 and encodes 329 amino acids. Gene Ontology annotation, cellular component: plasma membrane.